Molecule: messenger RNA, 1639 nt
Organism: Arabidopsis thaliana (thale cress)
Lineage: Eukaryota; Viridiplantae; Streptophyta; Magnoliopsida; Brassicales; Brassicaceae
Product: PLATZ transcription factor family protein
Exons: 2
Coding region: 312-821 (169 amino acids)
Source: RefSeq, marked reviewed
UGAAAAGAUAUCUACCAAUCCUAAAUAAGAAGAAAAAAACAUAAAAUCUUCAUUUAUCAACAAUAAAAUAAAAUUUAUAUCUUCCUUUCUCUCUUACCCUUAAAAUCUGAUUUUUCCUCCUCUUGUCUCAAAAAUCAAUCAUCUAAUACCCUUUCUCUCUCCCUCUACUGAUCAUCUUCAUAAAGGUAAUGCAAAUGGCAAGAGCAUGUUCUUCGUAAUUUAUUACAUUGUUCAUAAGGUUUUGUCUCGCUCUUCCCUUUUUGUAUAUAUUGUAAUUAUUGUCUAAGAAAAACAAAACAGGAGAGAGAUUAAUGGAGGAGCCGAAAUGGCUCGAAGGUCUCUUAAGAACAAACUUCUUCAGCAUUUGCCCUCGACAUCGCGAGACACCGCGAAAUGAGUGCAACAUGUUCUGUCUCUCCUGUCAAAACGCUGCGUUUUGCUUCUACUGCCGCUCCUCCUUUCACAUUGAUCAUCCCGUCCUUCAGAUAAGAAGAUCGUCGUAUCAUGAUGUGGUGAGAGUAUCGGAGAUAGAGAAUGCAUUGGACAUAAGAGGAGUGCAAACUUAUGUCAUCAAUAGCGCGAGGGUUCUCUUCUUAAACGAGAGACCUCAGCCUAAGAACUCCUCCCAUGGUGCCGCCUCCUCCACUCCGAAAACCAUGUCCUACUUCUGUGAGACAUGUUGCAGAACCCUUCUUGAUCCCUUUCGCUUCUGUUCCUUGGGUUGCAAGGUUCGUUUUCCUACACCUUUUCUCAAUGCAAAAUUCCUUUUUGUAGCUGGAUGGAUAAAUCAUGAGCAAAAACCUGUAAACUUCAUAUCAUAGAAAAACGAAUGCAUAGUUAUAAGUCAAUCUAUCUAACGAGCACUUUACAACUGGACCAACAAAAUUGGUUUAUCAUAUUUUCAUCAUUAUUACUAAUAUCUUCGCAUUUAUUUGUCCGAUAUAAAAUGAGGAAUCGGUUUAAGGAUACACCGUAUAAUGUUUAGUUACUUGUAUGGUAAAUUCAUUGAAUCAACUAUAUUCAAACUCGCUUAAUACAUGUUGUUUGCCUCAUAUAAUGUAUCUUAAGAAAAUAUAUACGAGGUUAGAUGUUUGUAUAUAUGUAUAUGGUACAUUUUGCUCAAAAAAAAAGUAUAUGGUACAUUUGCAUAACGGAAAUGUAUGAUGUGAUCAUAAUAAAAAUGUCAGGUUGAAGGAAUGAGGAAGAAUAAGGAAGAGGAAGAAGAAAGAUUGCGUAAAGAAAGACAACAAGAAACGCACAAAGGCACGCAUCCUCCAACUCAUACCUCUAAUUCUAGGCGACGAAAAGGCAUUCCUCAUAGAGCUCCUUUUGCCUCCUAAUUUAAUCAAUCUUUUUCAAGAAAUAAAAUAAAACUUUUCUUUAACUUAUUUUUAUCUUUUUAAAAUCAUCAGUUAAUGGUCCACCCAAACAUAGCAUAGUAUAUGCGUAUUGGGUGGGUGUAUUUAUAUAUUCCCAAUUUGUACAAUGUCCAGCUCACUUCUCACAAUCCUCUCACAUGGAAAACCAACAAUUUGUAUAGAAGAAAAUCCUAAUUUCCCUAUAUUUUUUUUUUGUAAAACAUUAAAUACAUUUCUAGCUAAUUGUAUAACAUAUAUCUAUACUGUAGGAUUGUAGGAUG